AUGAUGUGGGAACAAGAGCACCGUCUCCGUAACGACUCAUAUCGAUUGAUAUCAUUAGAAAUAGCCCCUCGUCCGGACGUACAAUGCGAAGCUGUCGCGUGGCGUCUAGUGGGGCUCCUUGGCGCGGAUCAGGGCUCUGGUCUGCGCGCGCGCACCGCCCGCCUUGCAUCUGCGCUGGUACAUUAUACCCCUGAUGCUAGAGACGCGAUCGAUGCAAGAAGACGGCAGUUAGAUGCUGCAGUGCAGGGUCUUGGCACGCACGGUUUGACGGCGGACGCCAGCGGUUCCCUCAUCUCCUUACACGUCGCCAUGAAGAACGAGCUGCACCGGCACGUGGAGGUAUACAAGCAGGCGCUGCACAAGCUUGAAGAACUGUCCCGCGUCACGAUCACCCAAGACCCAGCGGCGUCAUCCCACCAGCGUCUGCUAGCCCUGUCCCACUGUGACGUGGAACGUCGUCUUAUCGAUAACAAGAGCCUUCUGACCAUCGUGGACAAGCUAGCUCUGCGCCAAUUACCAACGUUGGUCUCUUCGUUGGCUGCACGCGUGGAGAGUGAUAAAGCGGUGUUGGCGUGUAUUGGACAGAUAAAGAGAAGUGAUCCAACGUUGGAUUUGAGUGAUACCAGGCCAGUAGCAGGUGUCCUGAUGAGCUACUCUCGUGGAUGUGCGGCAGUACUGGGACAGAUGUCUGAAGGAGAGAGAGGAAACAGCGAUCCUGUUACACCUCGCUCUCCUACAGACUCCGCUAGCGAUGGUUAUCACUCAGAUAGUGAUGAUUCGCAGCAAAUGCCUGAUAGAAGCAAACUUAUAUCCCAAUAUGCGGCGGUGUGGUCCCGAGCCGCUGAUGAAACUUUGCCGGCGCUGGCAGCUCUGGACCAGCUCAGACACACACCACACCUCAAGUAUAAGAUAAUCUUCUCUGUCGUUGUUUUGUCCUUCCGUGCAGCAAUUAGUCUCCGCGACCGCCGCCUAACUGAAGUGCAGGCACUUCUGGGCGUUGAUGUGGAGAGUACACCCAGCGAUCCCAGCUUGACUCGACUGACGGCUGCGGCGAUCAGGGUGCUGCACCAGACUGCGCACAGUUUCCCAUUGGGUGAAGCUGAGCGUACUGUUGUUAAUCAGGUGGUGAGCACGCUCCGUGAGUACCCAUGCCUCUCUAGCUGCGGAGCUCUUCACGCUCUCGUAGCAGCUGCGUGUAGGGCUGCGUGGACCAUAAGUCUGCAUUCACCUCCGCUCAGAAUUGACACUGACUUUACACCAGUUGUGAUGAACCCAGAGAAGCAUGUGCGGUUCACCUCCAGCGAUGGUCGCGACCGGCGCUCCGACCUGAUCAAGUCUUUCGUAUGGCCGGCGCUCAUGGACGGGAACAGAUGCGUGUUCAGGGCGGUCGUCCUCACAUGA
This is a messenger RNA of Arctia plantaginis, 1401 nucleotides long. Lineage: Eukaryota; Metazoa; Arthropoda; Insecta; Lepidoptera; Erebidae. The record is from the annotation of a GenBank genome assembly.